Cryptomeria japonica (Japanese cedar) is the source of this 1559-nucleotide messenger RNA. RefSeq lists its product as uncharacterized. Gene Ontology annotation, biological process: defense response to fungus. NCBI's taxonomy places the organism in Eukaryota, Viridiplantae, Streptophyta, Pinopsida, Cupressales, Cupressaceae. The record is from RefSeq and is a predicted model, not a curated record. Gene Ontology annotation, molecular function: ATP hydrolysis activity; ADP binding. Bases 228 to 1559 code for a protein of 443 amino acids. The transcript has 5 exons.
UCGCACUAUGUCACACUCAAUUUCAGACAUACCUGCAUACUUCUCUGUUUAGCUAGUGUUCUCUCCUCCACACAUUUUCCCUCAAAUUCACUCUUUCCCUGCAUUCUUUUCUAUUUAGGUUUCUCUCCUGCCACAUUUUUCCUCACUGCAUUUCUCUAGUGUUAAAUACACCCAAUAGUGUUUUCAACUGACCAUUGCCGCUUCUGUCUUCUCUUUACUCUCUUGCAAUGGGUAAUGGUUGCUGCUCUGCGUUUUCUUCCUCGGAAAACGAGAUUGCAACGGAUUUGGGGCGUCUUGAAGAAAUGGUGUCAGAUCUCACUCAUCUCGACCAAUUGAUUUCUGUCAUUGACGAACGUCUUCAAGCCAACGCUGCUAAAAUUGAUAGAGUCCAACAGAACACGUCUACACAGCCAAUUGGUAGUUCCUCUACGCUUGAUUCUUGCAAAAACUUCGGCAAGGAUUUAGUGAUGAAGAUGUCGAAGCGUGCAGAGAGAAAUCGUUGCAUGGUGUGCUUCAAGUCUGCCUAUAAUCGUGAAACACGGAAAGUGGUUAUUGAGGUUCUGAAAGGCGCCACCCAGAUCCAGUUGUUGGGGGCAGGGAUAUGCGUGGUGGGGUAUUUGUUGGAUCAAAUCGAACUACUUUCCAAUAAUAGGGACCAAUGUAUUCAGAUAUUGAGAUUGUUAUGUGCUCUAGCAAGGCGCGUGAAGCAAUUAGAUCACCUUGUCCCUGUUGAAAAAAAGAGCCUUGAUGAAGCAGUUAAUUUCAUUUUUGACGGGUGUGUUCUGUGUCUUGCGCAAAUGAAAUCUCAUAGGUUCUACAGGAUUUUUCAAGCUUCAGCGGAUGCUGGGGAUCUGCAAAACCUUGAGUCACAGAUACGAAAUACCUAUGCAGAUCUCACCCUUGGGGCUGUGAUCGGAAACACUCCUUAUUUUCCUCCUCCAACACAGGGGCAAGAUCCUAAACCAGUUGGGAGAGAACUCGCAAGAGAUAGAGUAAUUAAGCUUCUAACAAUGGAUCCAACUGAUGAUUCAAAGAAAGCUGUUGUAAUUUACGGGUUUGGAGGAAUUGGGAAAACAACUCUGGCCUCUGCUGUCUUCAAGAAUCUCGAACUUAAGGGCUACAGAUUCUGCAGACUCGAUAUGGAUCAGAAUAUUUCCAACGACGGCAUCAAGCAGCUUCAGCAGCAGGUAUUGAGAGAGCUGAAGAUUGACAAAGGGGACAAAGGGCCCAUCAUGCUGAACAGUUAUGUGGAAGGUCAAAACAAGUUAACAGAGUUUUUCAGAAAACCUGGUGGUGAUCGCAUAUUCAUGUUUAUUGACAAUGCCCUUGAAGCAAAUAACCUUGCUAAGCUUUUGCCAAUUGAUUUAUCCUGCCUUCCCAAUGGGAUGAGGAUUCUUGUCACCACUAGAAAGCUUGACCAGACUGACAUGCUUGAUCGAAAAGAUUUAAAUUUUGAACGCAUUCCGUAUGAGGUAGACGUGCUUACCUCCUCGGCCUCCAAAAAACUUUUAUUUAAAAUAGCUCUAGGCAGUGCCAACGCAUCACUUCCCCAGGCAUAA